CGUAGCAUCUGGAAUGCGUCAGCGGCAAGGGGCGGGGAUGCCGCCGGUGGAUAUAAUAGGCACCGGGCAUGAGCACUGGGCGAAGCCGGGGGGUGGAGAAGCAGUGCUUUGGACCCUGUGAGUAGUGACCGCUGUCGCCUCCGUUUAUCAGUGUGAAGCUGCUGCAGCUGCUUGGCCAGCUGAGAGGAUGCCAUUCCCUGUGGAUCUACUGAAUGACUGCACUCAUGAAGAUGUGGAGACCUCAGGAUGGAACUGUGUGGCUGAACUUGAGCGUGGAAAUCCAGACAAUCCUGAAUUCUUUCUCCUGCCUGACCAAACUCGAGUUCCUAUUAAACUGUCGUCUGUGAGCUUUGUUCCUCUCUAUGGUGAAGACAAGGCAUACAAAGUUCUUGCUUUGUUUACACCACAGGACCCCCUCACAGCUGCUGCCCUGUAUCUUGCUGACCAGUGGUGGUCAAUUGAUGAGAUUGUGAGAACAUCUGUCCCGACUAGGCAGGGGCUUUGUCAGGUAAACUCUAUUGGAGAGAGGAUUGUUCUCUAUGCUCUCAAUCGGAUUAUCUACCGGACACGAGAAAUGGAAAAACAUGAGAUCCCAUUUCUCUGCCAUGCUAGCAAUGCCUAUGCUAAGAUUUUGUGGAAAGGAGGAGAGGCAAUUGGGUUCUAUUCUGUUAAACUUAAAGGAAGUCCUUAUAAUGUUUGUCUUGGUCAGAAAUAUUAUAUGACAGUACUGGACACAAUCUUUGUGAGAAAGCAACAUCGUGACAAACAGUCUGGACUGCUCAUGUUGAAAGACUUUGUGGAUUCAUUUGAUGAAACUAGUCUUGGCCUACGAUACCCACUGUCAGCCUUCAUGUACAAAGUUUGUAAGCAAUAUUUUGAGAAGUACCCUGCGGAUUGUAACCUGUUGUGGGAAGUGGAAGGAGCAGGACACUGGUUCCAGAGAAAAUCCAUUGUCUCUCUAUUGAAGAAAAAAGAGAUUUUAGAGGAGGAAAACGUGAGUGGCCAAGCUGUAGACCAUUUUCUACAGUCUGAAGGAGUAGCUGGAACAAGUGGACAGAAUGCUGAGCCAGAAGCAAUGCAAAAUGCUGAUUCUCAAAAAGCUAAAGAAUCAGUAGAUAUCCAUGCAGGCACUUCUCAAGACCCUAGCAUAGCUCCUGUUUCCUUUUGGACACGAAGCAGUCAUUUAAAACGUGCCAGGAUUGGAAAAAGUAGCCAGGAAUCUCUAAGUGAGACUUCCCAAGGAGAUGAGGAAAGUACUCUCUGUGCGUCAGAAAUCAGGCUGGAACUUCCUGCUCACACAGCUAAAAACUCUGAAAACUUAGAAGUACCUGAGGAGAGUGAUUUUGAGGAGGAUGAGGCAACACUUGCUGUAAACGAGAGCCAAUCUCUCUCAGAAGCAGAGCUACAUGUGUCAUCCCUUGAGAAAGGGAGUGAGAAGGAAAGUUUAACAGAACCUUUUAAUGGUGAGGUAACAGAAGAACCUAGUAAGACCUUGCUUACAGAUGAAAUGGAAACAUCAGAUGAAGUUCUAAGUGAUGAAUCAAAAUUGCAGCCUGAGAAUCAAGGAGAAGAACCCUUAAUGCUCUUUGUCCCAUUAAUCCUUGAGUCUCAGGCAAAGCAGUCAGAAGACAGUGCAUCAGAGAAGGUUUUAAAUGCAAAUGAUUCAGAAGUACUGACUGAAGAAGGUAAGUUAGUGGUGAAGAAGGGCACUGAAGAACAACAAGAAUCCAAAAAGACCACUACUGAAAAUGCAGCUGCUUCAGCAUCGAAAGAAGAGCCUUCUGAUAAUGGCCUGUCCAACUCUGUGGUAACUGAAGCAGCAGAAGAAUCUGCUUCUGAAAAUGUAUCACCCAAACCAGCUUCAUUAGAAGAUCAAAAUGAGGAAGCAGGGAACAACUCACAGGAGGCCCCUGGUGCCUUAAGUCAGAGCUCUUUGAUAAUGGUUGAAGUUGAGGGUGUUUCUUUUCAACAGCCUUCUGGACAGGAAGGACAGAAGAACCAGUUGGAAGAGCACUCAGAGGAGUCUGCAGAGCAGAUGGAUCAGUACAUGCAGACAGUAGCAGAGAGGGCUGCUGACAGCAGCUCUGAGGAAGCGGAAAUUGAGGUACCCAUUGUAGAUCGGAGAAACUUGCGAAGAAAGGCCAAAGGCUACAAAGGUCCACCUAAGAAAAAAGGAAAGCCAUCUUAAAAAUGAGAUACUGAUUGUUAAUUCAUCUAUUUAAUAGAAAGUUAUUUUGUGCAAAUUACUAGGGUGUACUUAAACCAUAUGGGACAUGAGACGUGGUUAAAAUUCUGAGUUGGAAUUCCUUUUCGGGUUAAUCACCUUUUAUUCAAGUUUUCUUAAGGGUGGUUAAAUGCAGAAUGUUGUGACUCAUUUUCCAUUUUUAGAGCAAUCUUUAUGAAGGAUUGACCUGCUGAAUAAUUCAAUUGAUAAUUGUGCACCCACUUCCAAAAGGUUAGGGGUUCUUUGGCUUAUGAAAAGUGAGUCACAGUUAUUUCAAUUCCUUCUAGGUGGAUUUUUGGUAUGUACGUUUAUGGCAUUUAUUCCCUGUGAGACUGGAAAAUAGUGUUUGUGAGAAGGCAGUGUCAUUCAUCAGGCUUUUACUUUUCAUGGCUAAGUUGGAACUGAUUUCAGUCAGCAUCUUCAAGAUAUUUGCAUACUGAAUACAUAAGUAUUACAAGUUCAUUAGAUUAGGGGUCUCCUGGUUUCUUCUGAGAACAGUCAGAUGUUUGAUCAUGUUUCAGUGAGCCAGUUUUAGAUACUGAACUUAGUCACAUCUCUAAGUAUACCCUUGAGUAGAUUGUAAAUCUAGGGUUACCUGAGAUAGUAACUGAUGACAAGACUGUUACAUGCAAAAUACAGGCAGUUGGGGUGCAAGUAGCAGCUCUGGUUGCCACAACAGUCUUGAAAACUGGACAUUGUUCUAAUUGUGAUCACAGCAGUACUUUGAACUAAUGGGUGAUAUAUUUUCCUUUAACAACUUUUUGGCAUAUUGCAGUCAAUACAGAGUAGCAAAAUCAAAAUGCUGACUUUCAGUAACAGUUUUUGUUCCUGUGUUGAUUGUCCUAUUGAAAUGGUAGUUGAAUAGUCCAUACCUCUUGUUAACAUUCACGCAGGGCAACACGAUGACAACUGUAUUGGCUGAAGAGUUUUGCCUUGCCAAAACCACUGGGGUUUUAGGCUUGGAUGACUUUUUGGGGAGGGUCUGUUAACUGUCUGUCUUACUAUCACCAAACUCUUAAAGAAUUUUUAAGAUCUUACUGCACCAGCAACCAAUGAUUAAAAUGUCAACUUUAUACAAGUUUGUACCAAAUGCUAUUACCACAGGCUGUGGAAAUACAUCUAUACAAUGAAGGCAAGCAGUAUUAUUUUUGAGGUUUAUUUAGUCUAGGAAUAGAAUUUCAUUUGUGAAUUCAGUCUUGCACUCAAAUGGGAAAUGGUUUUGUAUUUGAAUCCAGCAUUCGUUCCAAUGUCUUUCUUGUACUGCUUGUUAAUUAAUACCAGGAUCUACACUGCUUCCUCCCCAUUCUGUUCUGGUCUAGUUCCAUUUCAUGCAGAACUCUCAUUUGCUGUUCUCAAUGUUCUAUAGCCCUCUACAUGAAGAUGUCUACAUGGCUUAUUUCAAAAGUGACUUUAACUUAUUUGAAAUGAUGUCUGACUUUGGUUUGUUGCUUUCCUAUAACAUUUCAUUUGUAGAUGUCAGUAAUCAAACUACCAUUUACAAUGUCGUCAAUGCUACUAAGUUAAGUAUAGCAAUGAAUAAGCUUCUCUGCUUUAAGUGACCAUUCUAAAAUCUUACUACAAGGGGAUACACUUCUAAAUUUAUUUUCACAAAUGUAGUGUUAGAUGUUUUAUAAACUAGUUAUACCCUGUUUAUAAAUCUUAUGAAAGAUGUCUUGCUAUUCUAAAAUAUUGUACUGAAGUCUUGUUACUGUGUUAGGAUUUUUUUUUUUUACUGUCUUGGCUGCUUUUCAAAAUGUUUUGAAGUAGUAAUUAAACUUAUAUUUUGUGAUUA
Pogoniulus pusillus (Red-fronted tinkerbird) is the source of this 4016-nucleotide messenger RNA. It is a transcript of the gene FAM169A, whose product is annotated as family with sequence similarity 169 member A. The record is from RefSeq and is a predicted model, not a curated record. The transcript has 13 exons. NCBI's taxonomy places the organism in Eukaryota, Metazoa, Chordata, Aves, Piciformes, Lybiidae. Bases 188 to 2188 code for a protein of 666 amino acids.